Molecule: messenger RNA, 812 nt
Organism: Stegodyphus dumicola
Lineage: Eukaryota; Metazoa; Arthropoda; Arachnida; Araneae; Eresidae
Product: protein Wnt-11b-1-like
Biological process (GO): cell fate commitment; canonical Wnt signaling pathway; multicellular organism development
Cellular component (GO): extracellular region
Molecular function (GO): frizzled binding; cytokine activity
Source: RefSeq, a predicted model, not a curated record
GCAACAGCGCAGCACAAACAGCUCGAAAUGUCAACGAAGUAUGGGGCAAGAAAAGUGUUAAUGAAUCUACAAUUCAACGGUGGUACCAAAAGUUUCGACAUGGAGAAUUGGACCUGGAAGAUCAAGAGAGUCGUGAACGCUCUUCAGCUGUUGAUGACAACGAUUUGAAGACUUUAAUUGAAACAAGCCCGUGCACAUCUGUUCGAAAGCUUGCGGAGGAGCUUGGCUUAAGCAAAACAGCGAUUUCUGAUCACUUGAAUCGUAUAGAAAAGUCAAAGAAGCUCGAUAAGGGAUUUCAUCGCAGUCAUUUAUACCUCUCUUGGGAGAACCCAUCUAUGUGUGUGAAAGCCUACAAGUAUGGUCUUCUAGCUCCUGUGCAAAAAGCAGCGUGUAAGAGAAAUUUAGCCCUCAUGCCAGUAGUAGUGGCAACUUCUCGUCGAGUUUCAGAAACUUGCCAAGAAACGUUCCAAAGGCAUCGAUGGAAUUGCUCUUCGAUAGAUUUGGCGCCAAAAUUCGCACAAGAUAUCGUAAGAGGUACCCGCGAGCAGGCUUUUGUGAGUAGCCUCGCUGCUGCUGGCUUAGCCAUUGGAGUCGGACGCGCCUGCGCUGAAGGCCGAGUCAAAACUUGCGGAUGUGGCCGUGUGGCCAGAGAACCUCCCUCAGCCGAUUUCAAGUGGGGUGGUUGCAGCGACGAUGUGGGAUACGGAGUCAAAGCCGCGAAGGCUUUUUCCUCAGAACCCUUCGACAGGCACAAAUUCAGGGCUGAUGAAAGUGUACGCCUUCACAGGCACAACAGCAGAGCAGGAUGGAGA